Molecule: messenger RNA, 3282 nt
Organism: Penicillium expansum
Lineage: Eukaryota; Fungi; Ascomycota; Eurotiomycetes; Eurotiales; Aspergillaceae
Exons: 2
Coding region: 1-3282 (1093 amino acids)
Biological process (GO): regulation of transcription by RNA polymerase II
Cellular component (GO): nucleus
Molecular function (GO): RNA polymerase II-specific DNA-binding transcription factor binding
Source: RefSeq, a predicted model, not a curated record
AUGGCUGAUCCGCUCUCGAUCGCAUCUGGUGUUGCCGGGUUCCUGUCAUUGGGCAUCGAGGUUACCAAAUCUCUAGUCGAGUUUUACUCCUCAUACAAGGGUCAGACUGCUGCUCUGGCCAAGAUCACGCUGAAUCUUGAGAAUCUUCUCGGCAUCCUCCGGUCCCUUGAUGAUGCACUACAAAAUCGCCAACCUCAGACGGAUGCCCUAGUCCAAGAGAUCGAAAAGGUGGCAAACGGAUGCCGUGAGAUCAUCGAGGAACUGAGGGACGAGUGCCAAAAAUUUCAAGAACAUACCACUCCAAGUCUGAAGGCCCGAAUACAAUUGGUGGGGCGCCGGGCGACUUAUCCAUUUAGGGAAAGCACCCUAAAAAAGCUUGAAGAGGAUAUUGGCGAGAUACGGGAAAACUUGUCUCUUGCAUUAAAUGUGCUACAGCUUCGAAACCAGACCGGGCUUGAAGAUGGGAUGUCCGAGCUCAAAAUACUCGCCAAACAGACAAAUACGAUGCACAUCUCUGCUAUGAUUCGGGGUUGGCUUAUGGCCCCAGAUGCGACCUUGAAUCAUAAUGCCGCAUGCGAGAAACGCCAUAAGACUACAGGACUAUGGCUCAUCAAUGGCCAGAAAUUUCAGAACUGGCUGGUUGAGCGCAAUUCAUUUCUCUGGAUCAAUGGCUUCGCCGGAUGUGGCAAGUCAGUCCUAUGCUCGACGGCAAUUGAACGUACAUUCCGUGAGAGGCAACAUCAGCCCAGUGUAGGAAUCGGAUUUUUCUACUUCUCCUUUACCGACGAGGGCAAGAAAGAUUCUUCCGGCAUGCUGCGUGCAUUGUUAUUGCAGCUGUCGGCUCAACUUGAAGGGGGCGAAAAGGAUCUACAAGAACUGCAUAUGUUGUAUAAGUCGGGUACUCCGCCAGUGGACAUCCUACUUAACUCCCUUCGACAGACCAUCUGCAAGUUUAGUGACACCUACAUUUUGUUGGACGCCUUAGAUGAGAGCCCCCGAUACGAUAAAAGGGAGGGCGUUUUAGGCGCUAUAAAGAAGAUGCGGCAGUGGGACCUGCCCACUCUCCACCUCCUAGUGACCAGCCGCAACGAAAUUGACAUCCGUCAUUCUCUGGAAACCCCCUUCGGACAGGAUAUCUCAAUGAAGAAUCCGGACACGGAUAUAGACAUCGAAAACUUCAUUUCCUACCAGCUCAGUAAUGACCCCAAGUUUCAAAAAUGGAAAUCACGCCAUGAAGAGAUUCAAGAAAGACUGACGAGUAAGGCGCAGGGAGUAUUCAGAUAUGUCGAAUGUCAACUCCUCGCGCUCAAGCGUGUCCGAAUCCGAAAUCAGCUCGACAAAUGUUUACGUUCUUUGCCUCGCGAUCUGGAUGAGACAUAUGAGCGAAUGCUGUGUAGCAUCGAUGAUGAAGACAUUGAAGAAGCACGGCUGGUAUUAACUUUACUUUGUGUGUCUAAUCGGCCACUCACUGUGAAGGAACUCACCGGCGCCCUUGCUAUUGAUGUUAAAGCCAGCGAGUGGCAAUUAGACCGUGAGGGUCGAUCAUUUAGCCAAGAUGAUAUUGUCGACAUUUGUCUUGGUCUCAUAGAGAUCGCAAUGAUUGAAGAUGAGGAUUCUGGAGAAGCGACUGCGAUUGCCCGUAUAGCGCAUUUCUCUGUACAGGAGUAUCUUGAAUCAGAUCGGAUAUCUCAACAGGGUGCAGCAAGAUUCACCAUUCAAAAAGAACCAGCUCACACAGAGAUGGCUCAAAUUUGCCUUUUUUAUCUCCUAGAGCCAACGCUUUCGAGUGGAAAGUUGGAUGAGGCCAAGCUGGAAAUGUUCCCUUUGACUCGCUUUGCCGCUGCCGAAUGGCUUUAUUUUUACAAUAAUUCUGGGAAAGGGAGGUCCGACAUUGAAGCCUCAAUUUUGAGGCUAUUUAAGGAUCAUGCAGGGCCAUUUGUGACAUGGAUACGGCUCCACAACAGGGAUUCUGUAGGGUGGCGCCAAAUUGCCGACUUUGGGCGUGCUAUCGAAGAUAUUCCGUUGCCUUUAUAUUACGCCGCUCUUUUAGGGCUGGAGGACAUAUUGAGUGCGCUUUUAGCUAACGGGGGGCAGAAGACCGCAACACAUGCCGCCUUAAAUAACCAAGCUGGAUUUUUUGGUAACGCGCUCCAGGCCGCCGCACAAGGAGGUUAUGAGAACAUAGUACAAACUCUACUCGAUCAAGGCGCCGACAUCCAUGCUCAAGGGGGUGAAUUUGGCAACGCGCUCCAGGCUGCCGCACAGGGAGGCCAUGAGAACAUAGUACAAACUCUACUCGAUCAAGGCGCCGACAUCUAUACUCAAGGGGGUGAAUUUAGUAACGCGCUCCAGGCUGCCGCACAGGGAGGCUAUAAGAACAUAGUACAAACUCUACUCGAUCAAGGUGCCGACAUCUAUGCUCAAGGGGGUACAUUUGGCAACGCGCUCCAGGCUGCCGCACAGGGAGGCCAUGAGAACAUAGUACAAACUCUACUCGAUCAAGGCGCCGAUAUCAAUACUCAAGGGGGUGAAUUUAGUAACGCGCUCCAGGCUGCCGCACAGGGAGGCUAUAAGAACAUAGUACAAACUCUACUCGAUCAAGGUGCCGACAUCUAUGCUCAAGGGGGUACAUUUGGCAACGCGCUCCAGGCUGCCGCACAGGGAGGCCAUGAGAACAUAGUACAAACUCUACUCGAUCAAGGCGCCGAUAUCAAUGCUCAGGGGGGUAUAUAUAGCAACGCGCUCCAAGCCGCUGUAUGGGGAGGCUAUGAGAAGGUAGUACAAACUCUACUCGAUCAAGGCGCCGACAUCCAUGCUCAAGGGGGUAGAUUUGGAAACGCGCUCCAGGCCGCCACACUGAGCGGCCAUGAGAACCUAGUACAAACUCUACUCGAUCAAGGCGCCGAUAUCAAUGCUCAAAGGAGUGAAUUUGGCAACGCGCUCCAGGCCGCCGUAUGGGGAGGCCAUGAGAACAUAGUACAAACUCUACUCGAUCAAGGCGCCGAUAUCAAUGCUCAAGGGGGUAGAUUUGGCAACGCGCUCCAGGCCGCCGCAUGGGGAGGCCAUGAGAACAUAGUACAAACUCUACUCGAUCAAGGCGCCGACAUCAAUGCCCAAGGGGGUAGAUAUGGUAACGCUCUCCACGCUGCAUCAUCCGAGUUAUCUAGGACAGCGAACCAGGACGAAUCACACGAGAAGGGGGUAUAUGAGAAGGUAGUGCAGAUCCUGCUAGACCAUGGCGCCGAUGCCAAUGCUUCUGGGCCCCUUGGCAACGCGCUCUAG